AUGGAGGAGGGAAAAAUCGGAGCUAAUCACCUCAUUAUUGCUGGUAUUCUUACGCACAUUGAUUAUGCACGUGCAGAUUACCUCGCAAUGCAUCUUGAGCAACAUUUAAGCUUUCAUAUCGAAAGACAUGGCAAAUUACCAGAACAAUGGCAAGAAUAUUACGAAAAAGUACUUGUACCUCUUGAGAUAACAUCCGAUGCUAUCAAAGAAGGUCAAGUUACAAUUUAUUCUAGAGAAGGUAGACUUAUUGGUGAUGUAUCACAAUUUGAAAAGCUUAUGAAAACAAAAUACAACGUAUCUGUAACAUGUUCGAACGAAUGGCUCGAAGAGCUUAAAGAAAUGCACGAAAGAACUGCAAAACUUGCAAUUGCUGAUAAAGAAACAAACGAUUUCAACGAAAAAGUCGAUGCUUUUCUUAAACAGAGACAAGAUUCCCUUGAAAAAAUGCAAUCCAUUCUUGAAGGCCACAAAGAAACUGUUGCUACAGCAGAAAAAGCUGAUCAUGAAAUUCAAUCCAUUGUUGCUUACUUAAAACCAACGACAGAUGCAUGCUACGCACUCCACCACUACCCAGUACCAGAAGAAAAGAGUCCUGAAGAGGAAGAGAAGGGUGAAAGCUCAAAUGCCGAAGGAAAUGAAGAAAAUGCCGGCGAACAAGCAGAAGACGCACCAAAGCCAAUAGAAGAAGGGGAAAAGGCAGGAGAAGAGCAACCUCCAGCUGAAGAGCCAAAGCCAGAAGAACAACCACAAGAAAAUCCAGAAAAUGCAGAAAACCAAGAAAACCCAGAAGAGCCAAAACCAGAUGAGCAACCUAAAGCAGAGAACGGCGAAGAGGAAGAGAAUAAAACAGAAGAGCCAAAACCUGAGGAACCACCGAAGGAAGAAGAAGAAGUCGGAGAACCAGAUCCAGAAGCUGUCGAAUUACAAACAAAACUUCAAGAAGCAUUCAAAUUACCAGAACUUCCUGUUAUUCAGCAGAUGAUUGCUGCAGGAGAUAAGAACGGACUUCAAGACUUUGUCACUGAAGUUAAUCAGAUCUUCGAAGAUGCAGUCAAACUUGUUAAAGCUGAGAGAUUCAAAUGGAAGAAAUUCGAACAAUUAAUACUAUCAAUUAACGAGAAGUGCACUCUCGCGUCUAAUAUGAUCAAGAUUUCGAUCAUAUCAGCAGAGACAAUGCAAAUAAAGGCAAUUGAAACAGAGAUAGAUAAGUAUGAGAAUUUUGUUAUUGAAGGAGUUGAUGAAAAUGUAUUGGAGGCAGGCGCUAUAAGAUUCGCUGCUACAUACCAAUUUGUAUAA
Molecule: messenger RNA, 1296 nt
Organism: Trichomonas vaginalis G3
Lineage: Eukaryota; Parabasalia; Trichomonadida; Trichomonadidae
Product: malate dehydrogenase family
Exons: 1
Coding region: 1-1296 (431 amino acids)
Biological process (GO): malate metabolic process; tricarboxylic acid cycle; oxaloacetate metabolic process
Molecular function (GO): L-malate dehydrogenase (NAD+) activity
Source: RefSeq, a predicted model, not a curated record